AUGGAAUCACCAUCAAUGUUAACACCUACAGUAAAUGUACCUCGUUCAACAUCAUCAGUACCAUUUGUUCAUCAUUUUUAUAUACUCUUAAAAGCACAUUAUUUUCUUUUUUUUUCGGCAUUUGGUAUACUUUAUCCAAUAUUAAAUAUAACAUUACGUAGUCGUGGUUUAUCAAAUGUUGAAUUAUCAUAUAUUAAUAUAAUUAUUCCAUUUUUAGUCUUUUUUACAAAUCCAUUAUUAGGUUUUAUUGCUGAUAAUUCACGUCGUUAUUUGUUUACAUUUAAUAUUGUUCUUGCUAUGGUUACAAUCACAUAUACUAGUAUAUUUAUAUUACCAAUAGUUAAAUCACAUAAUAUACAAGCCAAUAUGAAUCAUGAUAAACAAUAUGGUUAUGCAUUAAAUUUUUGUGCUAGUCAAGAAGUAGCAACAAAAUGUGCAUCAAGAUCUCAAUGUGGAUGUUCAUAUCAAGCUAAUUGUACUUUAAUUGAUUCAUUAGAUUAUAGAUAUUAUAAUCAAAUGAAAACAUUUUUUUUAACAUUUUCAAUGGAUUCAAAAGAUUUUUAUAAAGAAAUUAAUAAUGCAAUUCAAUUGAAUGAACUCGAAACAUGUGGAAUUAAAUAUCAAGUAUCUAUUGAUGAAAUUAUUAAAAACUAUCUACAAAAUCAUAGUUUUGAUCUAUUUCCUUCUACUGAUAUUUCAUCUAAAUUAGCUAGUUGUGAAAUAACUUGUUCAAUUGCACAUUUUUGUCAUGGAUCACGUUAUGUUAAUCAAAUAGGUUUUAUUCUUCUUUAUUCACUUUUAUUUAUUAUUGGAACAAAUCUUUUAACGAAUGCUGUUCCACUUGGUGCAUCAAUUGGUUUUGCUAGUUUAGAUUGUCCAGAAAUAUUUGGACAACAACGUAUUUAUGGUACAAUUGGUUUUGGUAUAUCAGCAUUUGCUGCAAGUCGUGCUUAUGAAUUUUUUCAAACAGAUUUUGUUUAUAUAAUUAUGUUUUCUAUUACAACUAUAAUUUGCAUUAUUGUAACAAGUUUUAUUCGUAUUAAACCAAAUGAAUUAGUACCAUGUCAAUCACGUUCUAUUGUUGGUUGGAUGUCAUUAGUAGCAGCAUUAUCUGAAGUUUUUGCUCUUUAUAUUGCUGGAAGAGUACUUAAAUUAUUAGGUACAAAUUUAUCAUCAAUAAUUAUCUUUUUAGCAUUUUCUAUUCGAUUUGGUGGAUAUUAUUUUAUACGACAACCUUAUUUUUUUAUAUUGAUGGAAACAAUGCAUUUUUUUAAUUUUGGUAUUCUCUAUGUUUUAAUUGCACAAAAAGCUGAUUCAAUUGCACCACCUGGCCUUUCUGGUACAUUGCAAGGUGUGGCACUUGGAAUGCUAUUUGGUUUAGGUCGUGGUUUUGGUCUAUUGGCUGCAUCAUUUAUCUAUACAUUCACUCAACAACCAUUUCUUUUUCUAAUAUUUACCUUAUUUAAUUUAAUUGUUGCUGUCAUCUAUGCUCUCUAUUCUAUUCUAAAUAGAGAUUUAUCGAAAAAAUCCAAUGAACAAAAUAAUAAUACAUCGGAUAUUGUAAUCGAAUCUGAUAUACAAUUACACGAAGAGCUUCUAUUAACAUCACCAACUAAGAACAAAUUAGACAAUCAAAUUGAUGAACUAUAG
Rotaria sp. Silwood2 is the source of this 1650-nucleotide messenger RNA. NCBI's taxonomy places the organism in Eukaryota, Metazoa, Rotifera, Eurotatoria, Philodinida, Philodinidae. The record is from the annotation of a GenBank genome assembly.